Molecule: messenger RNA, 308 nt
Organism: Aspergillus japonicus CBS 114.51
Lineage: Eukaryota; Fungi; Ascomycota; Eurotiomycetes; Eurotiales; Aspergillaceae
Exons: 1
Coding region: 18-191 (57 amino acids)
Source: RefSeq, a predicted model, not a curated record
CUUUGACCCCGGCGGUCAUGGAGCCAGACAUUGUUCAAGCCCCGGGGGUCAUGUUAAUAAAGACUGGAUUCUACACGGUAGCUGUGAGUCUGCCUGUCGCUUCCCUGCUGUCGCCUGAGUUGUUUUGUUGCAGGAUUAUUGAGGCUGACACCAGUCAGCAUCAAGCAUCAGCUGCAGCUCGGACCACUUAGCUAUGCUUUUUCUAUACUUCUAGAACCAUUGGGGCCCUCUUCCCCCAAUGGUCUCUACCUUCGCUUGUUUGAGUAUGUUCUAUGGCUUAGUCUAUGCGCAUAAAGCAGGAUGGUGAG